GUAGCGCUCUCGCGAUAUCGUCGGUGUGGUUGACAGGCAGUCGAGGUUGCAGCAGGCUGAGGGAGACGGUGGAAGGUAAGCAGGAGGCAGCAUCAUGGCGGACAGAGACAGUGGCAGUGACCACGGAGGGCUGGCCACAGGCCCCGGCUCCCUGCCUCCGGGCGCGAUGGGCGCCGCGGCAAGACUGCAACACGACACCGAGGAGCUCGCGUCAAAGCGAGUCGACAUCCAGAAUAAGCGCUUCUACCUAGACGUGAAGCAGAAUGCAAAAGGCCGCUUCCUAAAGAUAGCCGAGGUCGGAGCUGGGGGAAACAAGAGCCGCCUCACUCUCUCUAUGUCAGUGGCAGUGGAGUUCCGUGACUAUCUCGGGGACUUCAUCGAACAUUACGCCCAACUGGGCCCGAGCAACCCGGAUAUAGUGCAGGAUGAGCCCCGGCGUGCCCUCAAGAGCGAAUUUCUAGUGCGAGAGAAUCGCAAAUAUUACAUGGAUCUGAAAGAGAACCAGAGGGGGCGGUUCCUAAGGAUCCGUCAGACCGUUAAUCGGGGGCCCGGAUUGGGAAGUGCACAAGGCCAGACCAUCGCGCUUCCAGCGCAGGGACUUAUCGAGUUCCGUGACGCUUUGGCCAAACUCAUCGAUGAUUACGGUGUGGACGAGGAACCAGCAGAACUACCAGAGGGCACUUCCUUGACUGUUGACAACAAACGCUUUUUCUUCGACGUGGGUUCUAACAAGUACGGAGUGUUCAUGCGGGUCAGCGAGGUGAAGCCUACCUACCGGAACUCCAUCACUGUUCCGUGCAAAGUGUGGUCCAAAUUCGGCAACACGUUCUGUAAAUAUGCGGAGGAGAUGAGAAAGAUCCAGGAGCGGAGUAGAGAGAAACGGGCCUCCGAACUCCUACCGGAGGGCCAACAUGGUGACGACGGGGACGAUGAUUGACGGAUUACCGGCUUGAGCAGAAAUAAAUAACAACAAACAACAUACUUUAUAAUCAGACUUUUACUGUAAAAUAUAAAGAGAGAAUUCCAAGGGAAGCACCCCACACACAACCUUCACAGUCAGACUGGCAGUAGCCUACUGUCUCGUCGUUCAUUGCUGGAUGUCACCCACUUACCAACCAUUUUAACAGUAAGCCGCUGCUAUCAAUAACUUGUUUGAACUGUAAAAUAUGAACUGUUUCCUACUUGAUUUAAAUGACAAUGAACAGAGUGUUUAUUGCUCUAACAAACAACCCGAUUUUGCACACGUCCAAGCUAUUUCGGAAAGGUUUCCAAAGUGCAAAACGAAAAAAAAAACGUACAUUGGAAAUUACGAAGAUCUCCAUGUAAACCAACAUUUGACAUCAGCACACAUAUAUAUAUAUAUAUAUA
This is a messenger RNA of Oncorhynchus keta (chum salmon), 1368 nucleotides long. Its product is annotated as transcriptional activator protein Pur-alpha-like. The record is from RefSeq and is a predicted model, not a curated record. Gene Ontology annotation, cellular component: nucleus. The transcript has a single exon. NCBI's taxonomy places the organism in Eukaryota, Metazoa, Chordata, Actinopteri, Salmoniformes, Salmonidae. Gene Ontology annotation, biological process: regulation of transcription by RNA polymerase II. Gene Ontology annotation, molecular function: RNA polymerase II transcription regulatory region sequence-specific DNA binding; DNA-binding transcription factor activity, RNA polymerase II-specific; purine-rich negative regulatory element binding. Bases 95 to 937 code for a protein of 280 amino acids.